AUGUCGUCGACUGAGGAAUCAUCGGCACCUCUAUCACCUGUAUCAAACUCCAAACAUGCCAAUCUCAAUUAUUCACCACCACAAACACUAAAGUUACCCAAUAGUAUAGUUCGACAUUCAUUAUAUUGGAAUUAUACAUCUACGGAUAUUUUGGAAUUUUAUUAUGAUGUUCAUGUUGAUUUUGACAAUUGGCUAUUGGCAGGACAUAAAAAAUUAUGCUUUUCUUCAAAG
This is a messenger RNA of Funneliformis caledonium, 231 nucleotides long. Lineage: Eukaryota; Fungi; Glomeromycota; Glomeromycetes; Glomerales; Glomeraceae. The record is from the annotation of a GenBank genome assembly.